Cannabis sativa is the source of this 1203-nucleotide messenger RNA. Its product is annotated as (+)-neomenthol dehydrogenase-like. Gene Ontology annotation, molecular function: oxidoreductase activity, acting on the CH-OH group of donors, NAD or NADP as acceptor. Lineage: Eukaryota; Viridiplantae; Streptophyta; Magnoliopsida; Rosales; Cannabaceae. The coding region runs from base 141 to 1082 and encodes 313 amino acids. The transcript is spliced from 5 exons. Gene Ontology annotation, cellular component: membrane. The record is from RefSeq and is a predicted model, not a curated record.
CACACACUACAUAUAUCUUAUAUUUCAAUUUCCAAGGCAACUCAAUAUAGUUCCAAAACUUAUUUAUUUAUUUUUCUGAAAUCUAGUUCCGAAACUUGCUUAUUAAAAUAAAUAAAUAAAAUCAAGCUCCGAAACAGCUAAUGGAUCAACCUUCGUCGCUUCUCGCAACACAAAGAUAUGCUGUAGUUACCGGUGCAAACAAGGGAAUUGGAUAUGAAAUAUGUAGACAAUUAGCUACAAAAGGAGUGACUGUGGUGUUAACUGCAAGAGAUGAGAAGAGAGGUGUUGAAGCUGUUGAGAAGUUACUGAAGGAGUCUAACCUCUCUCAUCACAAUGUCGUUUUCCAUCAGCUUGAUGUCGUCAAUCAUGCCAGUAUUGAUUCCCUUGCAGAUUUCAUCAAUAGCCACUUUGGGAAACUUGAUAUUUUAAUAAACAAUGCAGCAAAUUCUGGGGCUACAUUACAUGCUGAUGCUUUUGUCAAAGAGUUCGAAUUGGCUCGUGGUGAUUGGCCAGAGCAGGGCAAUUGGAGUGAAAUGUCGAGUGAAAGCUAUGAAAAGACAGAAGAAUGCUUGAAAACAAACUACUAUGGUGCAAAAGCAAUGGUCGAAGCACUACUCCCACUCCUCCACUUAUCCGAUUCUCCCAGAAUCGUUAAUGUUUCCUCCCUUUUAGGACAAUUGCAGUUUAUUCCCAAUGAGUGGGCCAAAGAAAUGUUAAGCGACGGCGAAAAGCUAUCAGAAGAGCGAGUGGAGGAGGUAGUGAGUGUGUUUUUGAAAGAUUACAAAGAAGGUAAGUCAGAAGCAGAGGCAAAAGGAUGGCCUGGACACUUGUCAGCUUACAAAGUAUCAAAAGCUGCCAUUAAUGCCUAUACAAGGAUUUUGGCCAAAAAGUAUCCAAAUAUUUUAGUUAAUUGUGUGCAUCCCGGCUAUGUCAUCACCGAUAUGACUUGCAAUACUGGCCAGACGACUGCCGUCGAAGGCGCUCAAACUCCAGUGUGGUGCGCACUUUUACCCAACGACACCACCACCAACAAUCCUUCUGGCCUUUACUUUUCACAACCGAAUCAAGUCUUACCUUUCUGAUACCGAUACGAUCACCAUUAGCUUGUUUAUUGUUGCACUUUACUGAAGAAACUUAAUCAUAUCUCGCGAAUUUUAAUUUGCAUGUGUACAAUUUGAGAAACUUUUGAUUGAUUUACUGUUG